Molecule: messenger RNA, 1965 nt
Organism: Scylla paramamosain (green mud crab)
Lineage: Eukaryota; Metazoa; Arthropoda; Malacostraca; Decapoda; Portunidae
Exons: 4
Coding region: 320-1891 (523 amino acids)
Source: RefSeq, a predicted model, not a curated record
UUUCACUCAAAUUAUUGUAUAUUUCAUAAAAAUAUCGUCCGGAUUCCCAAAUUAUCGUAUUAUCGUUUGAGUCUCAUUGUACAUCGUACACGGGCAAAAAUUAUUGUACUUGUACAAUAAUUAUCGUACGUCUAGCAACGCUGGUCAGGGAUAAUCCCCGAGUCACCUGUAGUAUUAAGAUCAAGACAAAGAUUAAUGUAAACAAGUCCGUUGGUGUGUAGUAGUUAUGUUUGUUGCUGGAAACUGAGGUUUAUUUCGUUAUCUUCUUGUCUGUUGAGUUUCGAUUGAUAACGUGAGAGAACAGGCCUAUGAAAGAGAGAUGUCCAAUGACAUUGUAUCAUAUGAUGAAGCAGAAGACAGUGUCAGUCUUUCCAAGCCAGUCACAGGAAUCAAGCCUGAGGACUCCUGCCAGGAAGUGAACAGUGUGGCAGUCAGUACCAAGACACUUGAACUACACCUCUACCCUCAUGACUUGGAGGACCUCCUCAAGGAAGGAAAACAGGAGAGAAAAGAUAAUGAAGUGUACCAGGUUAUGGGGGAAGCACUGGAAGAAACUGAACAAAUUCUUGGUAUGGAAACAUCAAAAGAUAAAAACACAGACCCAUCCAGUUUACAAGAUUCGCAGUUAAGUGCCUCCUCUGUCACUCCUGUCGUACUAAAGAGAAAACGUGGCCGCCCUAGAAAGGAAACCAACCUCCCAAAGACCACAACAUGCACAGCACAGAGUCUGGUGGAGAGCAGACAGCUGAAGAGGACUGGAGGAAAGAACCAAACCUCCUUUGUACAAUCUAAGAGUAGUGAGGAUCUUGAUGAUGGUGAUACAGACACUGAAAUAAAAUCCAAAAGAAGCAGAAAGACUAAAAUGUUACAUGAUGACUAUGUGGCAGAUUUCAACACUUCAGAUGAGGAGGAAGGCAGCAAGAUAUUCCACAGAUUCUCAGGGAGAGGGAGAGGGAGAGGUAGGGGCAGAGGGAGGAGAAAGAAUUGUGAAUUCCCUGAGGCAUUCAGUGAUUUCUUCUCAAGUUGCCAUGAAUUCCUUGGGCAAAAGUCUGUGUUGGGAAGAGAGUGUAUAGACUACAGUAUAUUGAAAGACUUAGAAGAUUUUGAGGAUGAGGAACAGAAUCUCCUCAAAGAUAAUGAGUGUGAGAGUUCCCCCAUACAUAAACGUGAAGUGAAGGACGGAAUAGAAGGAGUGAUUGGGCCGGGAGGACAAACACGGGUGCAAAUUGUCAAUACUGGAGACGUGACUGUGAUUGAUGAUGAAGAAAAUUACAUAUAUAACAUCAUCACAACCACAGGGGAGAGGGAGAGUAUUACCCCCAUCGUGAUUCCCAAGGUGGCCAGUGAUGUGCUUGCUGACAGGCAGGAUGGUGGCCCUCUAUCAGCCACUAUGAAGACAAAUAGUGAUGACAAAGGAGCUGCAGACUUCAUUGUGCAAGAGGCAGAUACUGAGUUCCAAGCCACCUCUAAGGAGACACAGAAUAGACAACAGCAAACUGAUAGAGCCCUCUACAGACAAGUGGCAUCCUUGAAACAAAAAUACUACCAGGCACUGCAGGAGUUGAAGAAGAAGCCACAGGUUUCCACAUUUGCUGACCUUGUGUAUGGUGCUGCAAGCUUCCUCACUGAUGAUCAACUUCUCUUCUUCACAAUGCAGCUCAAGUCUGGCUGCCCAAACAUGCCAGGCAUCAAAUACAGUGCACGGGAGAAAAUGUUGGCUUUGGCUUUUUAUCUCCAGAAUCCAGAUUUUUACAAGUGGAUCAGUUUAAUCUUCCACCUGCCCAGCAAGGUUGUCCUGGAACGUUGGCUGGAUGGAGUUACCAGAAACAACCCAGACGAUGCCAAGAGGCUCGUGUACAGCGUUUAUUCUAGAUACGUUUUCAGGCCAUGAAGGAUCAGGGCUUUUAUAUUAUUUAACGGGUAAGCUUACCAAAUAUUUUGAUAAUAAAUCCAGCAUGUAUCUAA